CGUUUCUGCAUCGCCGUCUCCCUCCAUCGUCUCCAUCUCCAGCGUUCUCUUUGCCGGAAUCAGAAGCCGCCCGCUGCCGACGAUCUCCGGCGUUGUCUUUCUCGGAACCGUCCCUCUGCCGACGACCUGUCUUUCCCGUCCCUAGGUCGGAUCUCAUCCCAGUCUGUUACUCUGUUCCAGUUGGAAACACUUCAGGAGACCUAGGAUUUGUGUUUGGAUCAUAUUGGGGCGAACUACAUACCUACAAUUUUGAAAGUUCACCGUAACGAGUCAAGUCCAAGCAAAGCCCAACAAUGGUGGGCACUUCGGGAGGCAAUCCAUUCACCAAAGAAAUGGCCAUACGGAAGCGCAUCGGCAAUAUAUAUAAUAAAAGAGAAGAGGAUUUUCCAUCAUUACGGGAUUACAAUGAUUAUCUGGAAGAAGUAGAAAAUAUGAUAUGUGAGUUGAUUGAAGGAAUUAAUGUCCCUGCUAUUGAGGCAAAGAUUGCUCAAUACCAAAAAGAAAAUGCAGAACAAAUCAUGAUUUCUCAAGCUCGUAAGGCAGAAGAGUUGGCAGCAGCCUUAAGUAAGGGACCUUUCCGGCCUGAUGGUGAUACAGCAGCAGCCCAAAGAAGUUCUGAAGCUGGGCCUAGUACUGUGGUGCAACAGGGACAAUAUGCUCCGGCAAUUGCUAUAGGCCAACCGCGCCCAACCCAGCAGCCUGUCCCAAUUGGGUCGACUCAUGACAUGUUCGGGUUUGAGAUUGAAGAAGAUGAUGAAAAACUGAGAGAACGAACCGAAAGAGCUGCAAGGGCUGGCGGGUGGACUGUUGAAAUAAGCAGGAAAAGGGCUCUUGAAGAAGCUUUUGCUACCCUAUGGGUGGUCUGAAUUCCUGCCUGCCUUAUAAUUAAUGCCACUAUCUAUCUCUGCGUGCAGCAGCUUUUCCCUUUAACUAUUUAAGUUUCUACAUAUGAGUGUCAAGUGCAGGUAAUUUACGCAGGACCUCUGAUCUAGGAAGUGAGUCGGAGUCGUAUAAAGAACAAGCAAUAAC
Molecule: messenger RNA, 1029 nt
Organism: Cuscuta campestris
Lineage: Eukaryota; Viridiplantae; Streptophyta; Magnoliopsida; Solanales; Convolvulaceae
Source: the annotation of a GenBank genome assembly